CCGUGUAAGCGUACAACUUCACCGAGCUUCGUUCCGUGAUGUUUACUGUCAGCCGCUGUCUUGUUCUCUUGUUGUUUUGCAAAGCAAGACUGGUACGAGCGUAUCAACCUCUUAAGGGAGUUACGGCAACACCAGUCAAAGACCCAUCGGGCCAGGUUGACAUCGGCGAAUGGCUGUCUACAAACGAUGGUAGCGGGGGUAGAAGAUUAGUAGUCUUUGGUACAUAUGCCGCGGAUUUCAAUGCGAUCGAAUACGGACAACGGCUGCGUUAUUACUGGCCAAAGCUUCGUGAGGAAAAGAGUUUGGAAAAAUGUGCGCUACUGCUGAAUUGUCAGCCGGCUGCUGCAAAGGCUCUAGCGGAACAAGUGGACCUUCCCGAAUCCAUCGAGCUUUGGGUGGACAACAGUGGUGAGUCUGGUCGAAAAUUUGGUGUAGGACGUGGGUGGUUACCGGAAAACAACGACAUAAACCCAUAUUUGAAGUUGUUCGGGAUGCUAUUUGGUCUAGGAGCCUGGGCGACACUGCCAGCCGUGAUUGGUGGAUACAUUGGCAAUCCGUUUACUCCCCAGCCCUGGAUUGAAGAUGCACUAGCAGUAGGCCAACGAAAAGGGCGCUGGCCUGAUAAUGCUUUGGAGAUAUCUAGUGACGGGAACGUCACGAACAAGUUUACUGAAUUACCGUUUGUAGGAAGGUGGCCCCGUCGACCGCUGGAAUUGGCCACGCUCCGGUUGCAGUCGAUGAUUGGUAUCUCGCUGUCCGAAUGGAAGACACUGGCGCCCGAUGAAGAAGCGCUUGGUGCUGGCGUUCUAACUCAGUUGGGGGGUUGCAUUGUUGUCGAGAAUGGUGAGCCUUUGUUUGAAUGGCGUGAUCCGGGAAUCUGUGCUGUGGCGAACUUUGAAGAUAUUCUUAGCAAACUUUGA
Phaeodactylum tricornutum CCAP 1055/1 is the source of this 920-nucleotide messenger RNA. RefSeq lists its product with no specific name. The transcript has a single exon. Bases 39 to 920 code for a protein of 293 amino acids. Lineage: Eukaryota; Bacillariophyta; Bacillariophyceae; Surirellales; Neidiaceae. The record is from RefSeq and is a predicted model, not a curated record.